UAAGCGGCGCAGGUCAGUCUGUCAGGCAACCGGUCUGUUACUCGGUCCAACCGAUCGUCUGUCCGCGCGUUCACGGUUCGAUCCACCCCAUUCACACUCACGAUUUUUUGAACACAUCUUGCUCUUCUUGCUAUUUAAUGUCUGACCGGUCUCGUUGGCUCACUUACACACGUCACUCACACACACUGAUAACAAGCCUGGGGCCGCCUGAUCACCAACCUUGCUCCAUGUUGCUCAGUUUGCUACCCAUCAGUGCUUGAUAACGUUUCGAAGUGAUAGUAGGCGGUAGUGCGGCCUUUUUGAUAAGGAUACCUGGUGAGGAUGCUCAGUUUGUUGAUGAGUGAUCAUCAGAACCUAGCUGCUGCAUCCACUUUGUGCUUAUGACCCUUCAGACUGAUAGAGGAGCUAUGGUCCUUGGUGUGCGCCUCGAUUAGUGUUUUUAACUCGGAAGAUUAAAUUAGCUCAAGUAUUCGUUAGUGGAAGUGAAUUGAAGUUUUAUUGAAGGACUUGGUGUGAUUAGUUAGAAAUUGACUGACGGAUCUGUGAUUUGUGAUUGGAGAUUAGGACAGUGACCUGGAACAAAAUAGUUACCAGUGUAGCUGGGGACUUUGGUGGUGUCUGCGGGUGUAGGUGAUGUUGCUGGAGUCGCGAGGAAUUGCUGCAAGGAAGAGAAACGGACUGACCCUGACUACCUACGGCGGGGUGGGUCCUGGCAGCGAGGAGGACGAGGAGGACUCAUCACAGUCACUUCUCGGGGGUGGCGCCGACGGCGGGAGAAUGCCGCGAUGCGGCGAACCCGAGACAACUCCUGUCUCUGUGACACCCGGAGUCAUUCCUGACAGAUGUCCUGCGAGAGAUGACGGUCCUGAAGGCGAUGAUAGCUCCAGGUCGCCCAACAGUAGCCUCCUUAAUAAUUUGAAUAACAACAACAGCAGUAGCAGCAGUAAUUGUAACUCCAACCGGCAAUGUGCCACGGACUUCAGCAUUGCUGCCAUUAUGGCACGGGAUUCACGUCAACAACAACAGCAAGCUCAUCAGCAUCAACAGCAGUCCAAUAGGCAUCUUCAACAAUCUAUUGGCGGGAAGCUUCAUCAGCUUGAAAGAGAAGCAAGUGGAUCAGGAGUAAGCAGGAUACCACCAGCAUCUCAAGACUCAGUGGACAUAGACGACGAAAUAGAAGCUGAUGAUGCCGGAAGCACCAGUGGAAAAGCGCCAUCCCCUUCAAAUCCUCUCCUUCAGGAGCAUUCGAAUUGCGAGGAAUUAAGGCACGUCGUCUGCCACCUGGAGACAAAAGAACUCUGGGACAAGUUCAACGAAUUGGGCACCGAAAUGAUAAUCACAAAAACCGGAAGGAGGAUGUUUCCGACCUGUCGAGUGUCUUUCAACGGACUAAGACCUGACGGUCGGUAUGCUGUGUUGAUGGACAUUGUACCAGUUGAUAAAAAAAGGUAUAGAUACGCCUACCACAGGAGCUCGUGGCUGGUGGCUGGAAAAGCAGAUCCUCCAGCGCCAGCGAGGCUCUAUGUUCAUCCCGACUCACCCUUCACGGGAGAACAAUUGAGGAAGCAGAUUGUUUCUUUUGAAAAAGUUAAGCUUACUAACAAUGAAAUGGACCGACAUGGGCAUCUGGUAUUAAAUUCAAUGCACAAGUACCAGCCGCGAAUCCACCUGGUGAAGCGACCGGACUCAGGUGCCAAGGACCCAAUAGAGGAUCUUGAACGCGAGCCACACAAGACCUUCGUAUUCCCGGAGGCCAUUUUCACCGCCGUCACCGCCUAUCAGAAUCAGCUCAUAACGAAACUGAAGAUAGACAGUAAUCCGUUCGCAAAGGGCUUCCGGGACUCUUCACGUCUCACGGAUUUCGAGAGUUUCCCUUUCAGGGAAACGAUGGAGUCAAUGUUAGCGGAGCAACAGUCGAUGAGAUUUCCCCACCGAUUUCCCUUCGAGAUGGAGCAGCUUCAAAGCGGCGCGAACAACUUGAGCCUGGAGGAAAAAGCUCUCUGGGCAGCGAGAUCGCAGAUUCUCCUGAGAGCUGCUGCAGCCGCGGCGGUGGGUCCUUACGCCCAGCUGGUAAGUCCAGCUCUGGUGUACCCAAGUGCCUCGACAGUCGCGGGAUCUAGCCACCAGCAGCAGCAACACCAGCAACAACAACAGCAGCAACAGUUAGGUCACCUCUGGUGGGCCUCAUCUCUGGGACCAACGCUUUUCGCAGCGGCCCACCACCACCAACAGCAGCAACUCGCGGCCUCCAGUUCCCAGCAAAGUCCUCCCCCAGGUCCCGCGGCCCCGCGGCCGAUCUACCCCUCGGCUCUCGCGCUAGCUCAUCACAGAUUUUCCCCAUAUCCGAGUGGCAUCGCCGGACGAAAACCUUCCGUCCCUUCAGCACCUUCUCCCUCAGCUUCCAGGAGAGCUACGCCUUCACCCACCGAUAGUCUUUACCGCGAAGCACAGGAUUUAUCACCCUCGUAGUCAUCGACUAUCUUGUAAAUCAUCACAUCAUUUUCAUCUUCAUUGUCAUUGUCAUUGGUUUACUUGUUUUGUAAUUAAAUGUUAUAUUAAAAAAGCUCGCAGUUGAAAAUUUUGGGAUACAUUUA
Cotesia glomerata is the source of this 2594-nucleotide messenger RNA. RefSeq names its product T-box transcription factor TBX20-like. Gene Ontology annotation, biological process: heart development; regulation of transcription by RNA polymerase II; cell fate specification. Gene Ontology annotation, cellular component: nucleus. The transcript has 6 exons. Lineage: Eukaryota; Metazoa; Arthropoda; Insecta; Hymenoptera; Braconidae. Gene Ontology annotation, molecular function: DNA-binding transcription factor activity, RNA polymerase II-specific; RNA polymerase II cis-regulatory region sequence-specific DNA binding. The record is from RefSeq and is a predicted model, not a curated record. The coding region runs from base 634 to 2469 and encodes 611 amino acids.